UCAUCCACUACGGCAAUCAUGUCAUCAACAUUAAAGCGCAAGCCUUCUCCCUCUGAAGAUGGAUCACUGGCCGAAUCAUCUAAACGUCGCUUCACCGAAACCACCACCGACGAUACCGCACCAUCACAAGACAACGACAUGACCUCGACAGCCGCCUCCUCAGCAGCGCCCACACCAACAUCAGCCGCGGACUCAACGACAAGUACAUCUCAAGCCGAUCGUCUGGCCCGCUUCGCAGCCUUGCGCAGCAGAAACAAGUCCUCACGCGACGACAAUCGCAAAGCCACAACGCUAGAAGUUUCACGCGCCUCGGCCGAUCCUGGUGCCCUUGCCUCACUCUCACGCCGCAAAGAACGCGCUUCUGAGAAACUGUUACAUGCGCAAACGCUCGAGGAUGGUGAAGACUGGGACCGCAAACGCGCUUGGGACUGGACAGCCGAAGAGUCUGCUGCAUGGGACAAGAAGCAAGCGAAGAAAAAGGCACACCGCGACAACGUCGCAUUCCAAGAUUUCAGCCAGAAUGCCAACAAAAUUUACAAACGUCAAGUGAGAGAGAUGAACCCAGAUGUCUCAAACUACGAAGCAGAAAAGAUGGCUGCGGUGGAAAGAGCUGCUCAAUCAGGAGGUUUGGAAAUUGUAGAGACGGAAGAUGGAGAGUUGAUUGCUGUGGACAAGGAUGGCAGUUUCUACAGCACAAAAGAUUCGACUGAUUUUGUGGGGAACAAGCCGAGUAAAGAGAAGAUUGACAAGUUGGUUGGUGAGAUACAAAAGGCCGAAGAGGUCAGAUUGAAANAGAGGAAGGACAGGAUGGGCAAGGAAGAAGAUGGCGAUGUUACGUACAUCAAUGACAAGAACAAGCAGUUCAACCAAAAAUUGGCAAGGUUCUACAACAAGUAUACUUCAGAGAUCAGAGACAACUUCGAGAGAGGUACUGCUAUUUAA
Molecule: messenger RNA, 942 nt
Organism: Aureobasidium musti
Lineage: Eukaryota; Fungi; Ascomycota; Dothideomycetes; Dothideales; Saccotheciaceae
Source: the annotation of a GenBank genome assembly